Messenger RNA from Scutellospora calospora, 130 nucleotides. Lineage: Eukaryota; Fungi; Glomeromycota; Glomeromycetes; Diversisporales; Gigasporaceae. The record is from the annotation of a GenBank genome assembly.
GUUGUUAGAAAUUGUUGAAAUAGAAACUGACACUACGGAUGCUCCAACACAAACUGAACUGGACCAUUUUUUUGAUGGUAAAAUUCAAACAGAACAUUUGAUUAAUGACGAAUUGGAACGCUAUGAGAAA